UUUUGCAUUUAAAAAAUAGUUUCAACCAUGGAGAACGAUGAUUAUAACAAAGUGACGGAAAGAUUGUUACACGACAUGCCAACGGGUGUGUUAGAAGCACUCAACGAUGUAGCGGAUGUUGAAAAGACAAACAUUUGCGGAUAUAGCAAUAAAGGGGUAACCAAGACAUUAGCAUGUGCACCCUGUAACUCAAAACACAAACAAUCAAUUGCGGUAUUGUUUUGUCCUGAAUGCGAUAAUACCUUGUUAUGCGAUGAUUGUUCAGAGAUACAUAAAUCUAUGAAAUCUACACGGAGUCAUGCUCUUGUGGAAUCAGACAUGUAUCACAAAACGAAAACAAUAAAAGCUUUGUUAUGUGACCCAUGUGCUACCAGAAAUAUAAUAGUCGAUGCAAAAUAUGCUUGCGAGGAAUGCAACAAUGAACUUUUGUGCGAAGACUGUUCAUGCAACCAUAAAUAUAUAAAAUCCACGCGCUCACAUGUUCUGUUGGAGGUAGAGAAGUUUACAAAAAAGACAAAACAGGAACUGAUGUUUUGGUUUUGUGAACCAUGUGGUACCAGAAAUAGCAAGGUAGUUGCCAAAUACUUUUGCAAAAAUUGUGAAAAUGAGUUAUUUUGCGAUGGCUGCUCUGACAAUCAUAGAUCUAUGAAAUCAACGCGCACUCAUGUUCUGGUGGAAGCAGAAAAGUAUACAGAAGUAAUGAAAACGGAACUGUUGCUUUGCGACCCAUGUGGCUCAAGAAAGAUAAAGGUAGUAGCCAAGUACGUUUGCGAGGAAUGCGGAGAUGAGUUUUUGUGCGAAGGCUGUUCUGAGAGCCACACAUCAAUGAAAUCAACACGCUCUCAUUUUCUUAUUGAGACAGAAAAGUAUAAAGAAAAGACAAAGCAUGAGGCAAUGUAUUGUGACCCAUGUGGAAACAGAAAUAUUAAGGUAGUUGCAAAAUUCUUCUGCAAGGAAUGUGAAGAUGAGUUACUAUGCGAGGGCUGUUCUGUUAACCAUAGAUCAAUGAAAUCAACGCGCUCUCAUGUCCUAAUUGAGGCAGAAAAAUAUAAAGAAAAUACAAAACAGGAGACAAUGUUUUGUGACCCAUGUGGGGCUAGAAAUAUUAAGGUAGUUGUAAAAUAUGUUUGCGAGGAAUGCGAAAAUGAGUUAUUAUGCAAAGACUGUUCUGAAAACCACAAAUCUAUGAAAUCAACGCGCUCUCAUGUUCUCAUGGAAGUAGAAAAGUAUAAAGACAAGAUCAAACGGGAACUGUUGUUUUGUGACCCAUGUGGUACAAGAAGUAUCAAGGUUGUUGCUAAAUACUUUUGUCAAGAAUGCGAAAAUGAGUUAUUGUGCGAAUGCUGUUCGGACGCCCAUCGAUCUAUGAAGUCAACGCGCUCACAUAUUCUUAUUGAGGCAGCUAAGUAUAUUGAAAAGACAAAACGGGAACUGAUGUUUUGUGACCCAUGUGGUACAAGAAAUAUUAAGUUAGUAGCCAAGUUCGUUUGCGAGGAGUGCGAAAAUGAGUUAUUAUGCGAAGGCUGUUCUGAAAACCACAAAUCAAUGAAAUCAACGCGCUCUCAUGUCCUACUCGAGGUAGAGAAGUAUACAGAAAAGAAAAAACAGGAAUUAUUGUUUUGUGACCCAUGCGGUACAAGAGAUAUUAGAGAAGUAGCAAAAUACGUUUGCGAGAAAUGCGAAAAUGAGUUAUUAUGCGAGGGCUGUUCUGAAAACCACAAAUCAAUGAAAUCAACGCGUAAUCAUGUAUUGAUCCAGGUGGAGAAGUAUACAGAAAAAACUAAACAGGAAUUAUUGUUUUGUGACCCAUGCGGUACAAGACAUAUUAAAGAAGUAGCAAAGUAUGUUUGCGAGGAAUGCGAAAAUGAGUUAUUGUGCGAAGGCUGUUAUGACAACCACAAAUCAAUGAAAUCAACGCGUAAGCAUAUUCUUAUUGAGGUAACAGAAUAUGUAGACAAUACAAAACAGGGUUCAUAUUCGUGCGACCCAUGCUCUCAUACACUUAAAGACGCCAACAUCCAAGCGAAAGUGAUGAAACAAGACGAAAAUCUUCUCGAGUCAAAUGGUGUCAGAAUCCAGACAGCACAAUUGAAAGGUGAUGUUGGCGCCACUCAAACACAGAAAGAGAGGGAUAGCCGCGAGCCUGGAAAACCGAGAGCAUACGACAUUGGCUUUGAUACAAUCACAAUAUCAUGGACAAAACCGGACGCUGUCCAAGAAGAUGGAUUAUUUCAAAUACACUACAAACAUAACAAAAGUCCUCAAUGGCGAGUUUACAAUGGUGACUUUAAAAUUACCACUGUAGAACUGACUAAUUUGGAUCCCGACAGUGAAUACUAUUUCCGCGUUUGUUUCGUAAAUAAAGAUGGAGAGAGCAUUAACAGUAUCGACAGCGAUGUUGUUAAGACAUUACCAUCGCCAGCAAACGGAUUGUUGCAAUAUUCUGUACAGCAGGGAAAUUCCGACGUUUCACCAAAGAAGUUCGCAUUACCAACCACGGAAAUGGAAAAUGCUAGAAAUGAAAAAGCAAAGACAAGAAGAUUUGACGUUGGAACGGGUAUGACGGAUGUUGCAGAAAAAACGAUAAUGAUGAUAGGAGAAACAGGUACUGGAAAAAGUACGCUCGUCGAUGGAAUGGUAAAUUACAUCUUAGGCGUCAGAUGGAGCGAUCCAUUUAGGUUUACCAUGGUUAACCUGGAAGAAGAAGAAAAAAACAGAAGCAGUAACCAGGCCCAAUCGCAGACAGAAUGGAUAACGUGUUACACCGUUCAUUUCAGAGAAGGGAACAGAAUACAAUACAAAAUAAAUAUAAUCGACACACCGGGUUUUGGCGAUACACGUGGACUUGACAGAGACCAAGCAAUCGUCAAACAAAUUCAUGAACUCUUUAUCCAAAAACCUCCUAAAGGAAUACUGACAAUCGACGCUGUAUGUUUUCUUAUCAAAGCACCAGAUGCACGACUAACGGCGAUGCAAAACUACAUUUUUCAGUCCAUCAUGUCAUUAUUUGGAAAAGAUAUAGAGAAAAACAUAUGCUCGUUGAUAACGUUCGCGGAUGGAAUUGAUCCUCCUGUUUUUGCAGCUUUAGAUGAAUCGAAACUUCCAUUUGGGGAACGGUUUACAUUUAACAAUUCAGGACUUUAUGCUAAAAAUACUGACAUUGACCAGUUUAGCCUUUCUCCAAUGUUUUUUGAUAUGGGCAUUGCAAGCUUUAAAAACUUUUUUAAACAUUUAAACACUCUGCAACGCAGAUCUCUACAGCUUACAAGUGACGUUCUGAAUGAACGUAGUAUUCUUGAAGCAACAAUCAGUAAUCUUCAGCCAAAACUAGAUGCAGGAUUAAUACAGGUCAAUAGACUAAAAAGCGAAAUACAGAUGUUUCAAGACAACAAAAACACUAUAGAAAACAAUAAAAAAUUCACAUACACAGUGACAAGCACAAAACAAGUAAAACUAGAUUUACCUAAAGGUAUACACGUGACAAACUGCCUACAUUGCAACUUCACGUGUCACGAAAAAUGCGUUUUCGCUAAUGAUGAUGAAAAGAAAAACUGUUCAGCAAUGGACACCAAUGGAAACUGUAAGAUUUGUCCAGACAAAUGCUUUUGGGAAAAGCACGCAAAUACGCGAUAUAUAUUUAAGUAUGAUGUUAUUGAAGAAACAAAGACGUUUGAAGAGAUGAAAGCGAAAUAUGAAAAAGCGACCGGGCACAUAAUGACACAAGAACAAGUGCUAGACACUAUGCGAAAAGAGCUUGAAGCUCUAGUAGAAACUGUUGAAGAAAUGAUGGAAGUCAUAAUGCACUGUAAUAAACGUCUUUCAGAAAUAGCGCUUCGCCCGAAUCCGCUAACAAUGACCGAUCAUAUUGAUGUAAUGAUAGAAAACGAGAAAUAUCGUAAGGCCAAUGGAUGGUUGGCUCGAAUCGAAUCACUAAAUAAAUUGAAAGAACGUGCAAAAGUAUUGGAAGUCGCUCAGCAAUUUUCUUCGGAAGCAAAAACAGUAGUGGGGAAGAGGAAAAAAAGCAAUAACUUCUUAAAAGAUUUGAUAGACCGACUAAGUAACUUGUUCUAGACAUCAAUGGAACGAAAUUGUUGAAAUUUAUUGCAAUAAAAAAAAGACAAACACAAAUGAUUUUAAGUUUAUAGUUUGUCAUGUUUAAAAUGUAGUACAUACAAAUAACUUGAAAACAAGGUGAAUACAAAUAUAUGUAUUCGGUAUUAGUUAGAGCAAGGUUCAUUUUGAUUUCAUAAUUUUAUGGAGUUGUACACAGCAAGUAUGAUUGUUGUAACAUCUAUGUUAUAAUGUUUAAGCAACAACAGGCAAAUUAAAUUUGUUAAUGUUUAAUAUGACAUAUGUUCUAACACAUUUAUCAAACAUGUUCCUGUAGAUUAUGUAUAGCAUAAGUCUUACCGUAGUUGAUUAAGUUAGCGCGCCAUGUACGGUUUUAUGUUCACAUUGUAUUUUUUUUAAAAGAAAGUAUGAGCGUAUGAACCUACUUUAGUAUGCAAUGGUGUUUUAGCGUCAUUGCGUUCUAAUUCUAUUCAUAUUGUUCUCAUCGAUUUCAAGUUUUUUUUCUAUACACUUCAACUGCCUUUGAUAUUCCUAUAUCAUUUGUAAGGAAGUGCACUUUAGUAAAGUAAUACAUGUUUUUUUUUUUAAAUAUUUGAAAACAUGGCUGCCUUCAUACGUAUGGCGUUUUUAUGCCCCCGGAUUGAAUGAUCGGGUGUAUAUUGGUUUUGGCCAGUCUGUCUGUUAUUCUGUCUGUCAUUCUGUCUGUCAUUCUGUCUGCUGUCAUUCUGUCUCAAAACUUAAACCUCGGUCAUAACUUUUGCAAUAUUGAGGAUAGCAACUUCAUAUUUGGCAUGCAGUAGGGGGCAUUGUGUUUCACAAACACAUCUCUUGUUUUAAUAUGAAAGCAGAUGCUGGUUUCAUUCAUUUUUAUAGUUAUCUUUAAAUGUGGUGCGUUUUCGCUAAUGCUGACUAUUGAUAAUUCAAUAUCUGAAAUACUUUUGAGAGGUAAAAUGAUAUAACAACUAGAAAUUUGCAAUUUAUAUUCGCAUACAUGAAUAUACAUGAUAAAUAGUGUUAUAGUGCUUUCAAUUGUAAAAAUCAUGUAUGCUGUUGAAUACAACGCGUUAAGUAAUUUAAUGCAUGAGAUAUAAACUCUAAACUUUGACAUAAAGGAUGUUUUUGUAUUUUAAAAUCAAAUUCUAGUUUCUUUCAUUCUGGUGUUUUCUUUACAUACAUGUGGUGGGAUUCAACUUGAGUAUUGAUAAUGCAAUGCUAUAAAUAGUUGACGUAAAUGAACAUGACAACCGGCAAUCUGUUUGUUAUGCUCGUAUACAGAAACAUGCAUGUUAAAUAUUGCAAUCUGAAUAGAUUAAUAACUUUUUGUUACAAAUAAUAUAUUCGUUUAAUAAGGAUGUACAGGCAAAGUAGUAAUUGUAAACAAAUGUGUAGUUUAUAAAUGUUGUUGUUAAUUUUUGGAUUAUGUUUGCUUUUGGCGAUAAAUACUUUUAACAAAAAACUAUUUUAAUAUGCUAAAUAAUUUUUGCUUGACUAACGUGAAUUGAUUACUGAUUGUGUAGUUUAGAUUAUCUGAGCACGACCUGCUUAAUGUGACACUUUGUAAUCAGUCUAUGGCCGGUAUCCGGUCGUUGUGCAUGCGGUGUACGCCGUAAUUUGUAAGCUCAUUAUCAUUCUGGAAGCCGCAUGCUGGGUAGCACUUGGUAAUUUUUUUUAUAUUUAACAAUAUUUACCCAAGAUAAAAUUUGGAACAAGUGGAAUAUAAACAUGGCAGCACUUUUUAUAAAAAUAAAACAAACGAUAUAGAGACCUCAAAUAUGACUCAAUCUUUGCCAGAAUAUUUAUUUUACGAUAACUACGUCAAGUUCAAUUAUGGGUUAAGUGCUGUCAAAGACUUAGUAACUAACUAAAGUCUAAAAAAAAGCAACCUACACAUUUUUUAACGCGUAAUGUAGCACAUCUUACUUUUUGUCUGGAUAUAUUAUAUAUUUAAUAUUAUAUUUUUAUUAUUAUUUGUAUUUUGCUUUGAAAACCACCUCACAUGUAAGUAUUAAUAAACGCAAUAAUUCUUUUGAAAUUAAUUGUGUUGAUAUAUGAGUAAAAUAAUGCUGUUUGACUGUCAAACACUUGAUGUGGACUUACACGACUGCCUUGUGCUGUAUGAGGGGGUUGGUCAGUGAAUCGUUGCGGUAUAUAUAUGAAGGCAACUACACAAAACAUAAAAAACCUGAUAAAAAAUCAUUCGUAAAUGUGUUUUCAUAAAGGCUUAUCAAGUAAAGUUUAACAAAAUUGACAAAAUUGACCUAUUUCUCAUGCAAUUGUAUGUUUGUUUUUUUAAUAAGACUUUUAAAUGAGAUAAAUUUUGCGUGAACAUAUAAAAAAUAAAAAUAUAUAAUUACUAAACAUAUACGAUAAAUAUUUCUUAGCAACUUGUUAAUGUUAUAAAAUUGUUUAUGUCUUUGUUAUUAAUGUGUAUGCAGUUGGCUUAUUUGCAUAGUUGUACGAUUAAUUAUUUUAUUUAUUAUGUUAUUGUAAUGGCUAAACAGCUAUUAAACUGUUAAAUAGGUAAACAUGUAUCUUAGAAACCUAUACGCUCAGAGAGGUUAACACAAAACUAUUGGCUGGAUAUUUAACUUUAACUUCGCCAACUCAUUUAGAUUGCAAUGUAAUGUAUAUAUAUACUCAAUUGGUGUCAGAUAUAUAACAUACAUGUUGUUGGUUAUAAUUAUUGUAAAUUAUUAAAACUGACUUAUUUCAUGUUUCAUUUCUUUUAUUCACAUGUGUUGUAGACGCUUAUUUAACGUUCUUAACUCGUUAAUGAAGAUACGAAAUUAAAUAUAGUUUAUGUCAACCAAAAUUUACAAGUCUUGGUAAUUUACUUAUCUGGUUUUAACUUUUGAUCGCUCAAAUUAAAAUAAAGGAAUUCGGAUCAUGCAUGCCGGUACCAGUAGAAAAUUAUAUAUUUUUUAGUCCCUAAUGAAUAAUGCUUGUGGUAUGCUGUUUGUGUCACCUAUAUAAUUGUAAUCUAUUUUGGCAUCCAUGCACGUUAUUUAAAAAGUGUGCGUAGCAGAUUAAAGAGUUCUUAAUUUCCACAAAACCGUUAAACUCUAGUUUGAAUCUGACCUAACUUUUUUUUUCAUUUUUUUAAUGCUUAGCUUUAUAUAAUAUUACCAAAUGUAGCUACCUUAAAUCAUACAUGCUAAAUUUAAUUUAACAUGUGAAUACAUGUAUUGUAAAGAGUUUUUAAUCUUGGAAAAGUAUCACCAAUGUUGGGAAAUAACUUAUUCGUCAUUAAAAAUUGUAUCGAUCUACCCACUCGGUUUUAGAUAUGUACGAAUACUCACUAUUUGAUUGGCCUUAUCGCUAAAGCAACUGGCUACCUAAACGGAACGGAUUAUUCGUCAGUUCAAAGGCACUAACUUCGACAUAAACAUUGCAUGUUGGUUAUAUUAUCCAAGCAAAUUAAUUAGAAAAAAACGUAUUGGAUAUUUUAAAUAUUACAAUUAUAAAAAAAGAUUAUCUAGCGUGACCUAUAGCCAAGAAGUAUUUAUGGUGUUUGAUUUUAUUCAUUUUACGUAUAAAGUAUAUAAAUCAUGUAUUAUUGUAAUAGUAUGUAUAAUCAUAAAACAUGUACUUUAUGUGUGCUUUGUUAACGCCCUCUCUGUACAAAAUUGUUUGUUGGUCAUUUUGCAUAGUUUAAAAUAUUCAUUUUCCGUUAAAUUUUCCGUUAAUUCCGUUAAAGACCGUAAAAUAUACAAGUACAUGUUCCAAGAGCGAGAAACAUGUUUAAAAUAUAUAUUAUGACUCGGUUACACGGUUAAAAAUAGUAUUUCAGCUAUGUUUACAUGAAAAAAUGAAUCAUGUUUAAAAAGCGAUUUGGUUUAUGCAUUGAAAUAUUUAAAUUACUUAAUAAAUAGUGUCGGCCAUUACGUUAUGAAUACUUUCAUUAUGAUGAUUUUUUACCUAGUCAUAUACUGUUUAGUCACACAAAGUCUUUCGAAUAAAAAAUGAAUUUUCAAGGCACCAAAUGAAAGGUGCAUUUGAAUAUAAAAUACAGGUCGUUUUAGUCUAUGGCACGUUGACAUGUUAAGGCAAUACUUAAGAGUUAAAGGCAAAAGUAUAUUGGAGGCUAAAUAGUAUUUUCCCGACGAGCAUUCGUGGCGCAUUAUAGCAUGUGUAUAUUUUAUACUAAAUUCUAUUAUUCAACAUGCGUUUGUUGGUGGUUAUAUUAUAUGCCUAGUAAAUGUCGCUGUUAAUAAUCAUGCAUUCUCUUUUUUUCCAAGCAAACACUAGAUAAGAUUUGUUAUUUAUGAGUUCGCAAAUCAUUAUAGACGCCGCCUUGUAUUUAUCAGACAAAGUUAUUUAACGUGCAUUCGUUUUGCGUUUGAAACUUUACCUUGUAAAUACAAGACAUAUUGCAACCAUUUAUUUGUCGCGAAAUCAAUCAAUAUAAUGUUGUCAAUCAUGCAUUUAAACUCAUUUUUAUAAUUAUGUUUUGGCUUAGAAAAAGUUGUUUUUAUUGAACACGGCUUGAACGCUUCAUAUAUUUCAAUUACUAUCGUAUAACAUGACACUUGUAUUAACGCAAGAUUGGGAUUGUAAUUCUGUUUUCAAUUGUUUGUUUUCAUAACAAAGUUUAAGACUCAGACUUUAAAUGACUCAGAUUUCUAAUAUGUAUUUUAUAUAAAUGUGUCAUUUAUAUCAUAUAUAAUGUAUAUUUUAUUCGAAAUGCAUAUUCUGUUUUUUUAAUGGUUAAAAAGAAAAAAACACAUGCAAAAAUGGAUAAAUACUGGGUAAUAAUACAUUGUUCAAUAGGUAAAGUUUGGUCUAUUUUGUAACAGUACAGGCAAUGUUGAAGUUUAAGUCGUGUAGUAAAGUGUUUAGAUCACAAACUUUGGUGUAUAUUAAAAAUGGAAUUACUUUUGUUAUACAAACAACGCUGUUAAGUUUUGGAUUAAUCUAAAACUUUUAUAUAGAAAGAGAAAAUUUUUGCCUCAACUUGGAAUUAAAUCCUUGACAACAAAAUCUUCUUAUCGAUGAAAAAUGUAAAUUUAUUUAUGGACAAUAUUCCGUCAAGAAAGCAUUUGUUCAACACUUUCCUUUAUUGUGGGUAUUAAUAAGUUUAUUGUAUUAUAAUUUUUAUGUAAUAAUUUAGCAUAUAAGACAUUUGCUUGUAAAAAAACUCGUCGAUUUAGAUAAAGUAAUUUUACUAAUCAAUGCUUACAAUACAAUACACGAUACAAUUGUCUAUAAGUUUAUAAGUUUUAUUGUUUUUAUCAUCGAGCGUGUUAUCAUUACGUUCGUGCUUUUCGUGUGUUUUCCAUUUUUUAUAUAAUUAUAUAAUUGGAAACUCGAAUUUAAAUAUGUUUGAAUGUUUAUCAAUUUAAUCUUCAAUUAAAAGGCUAUGUUCCUUGAUAAACACAUUCUGCUGAUAAUAUAGCAUAAGGUACUAGCGUAAACUUGUUAAUAUUAGUGAUUUAAGACGAUCCAAAACUAAAAUGUCGAUAACGCCUUUAUACCAAUUGUUUUAAUAUAUCCUGCAAGAACUUUCAACAAAAUAUGAUUGUUUUUUUAUCGUCGUUGAUUCUUCGUUGCUGCCGAUGAAGAUUUUUCCUAAUUGUCAUUAUUUUUUGUACAUUUUGUUGAGCUUUUUCACACAGCCUAGUGCUUGAAUUAAAUUGUUUAGUAGUUACACAUAUUGUUAUACAAUUUUAAUAAACACUUUUCCAAUAUUUUAAUAUGAAGUUUACAAUCAUUUAAAAUAAAAUUGACAAAAUAAAAGCAAAAAAAACAACAACAACAGAAAUUACAAAAUAAUAAGUUGUUUUUAAGAUGUCUUCCUAACUGCUUUUUGUGUAAUGAAAUGUAUUGCUUAGCUCUAUACGCACAUACUGCUUUUUGUGUAAUGAAAUGUAUUGUAUAGUUCUAUACGCACAUCUGGUGAUUGGGAUCUUAUUAUGCGCAUAAUAAAACUAAAAAAGUA
Dreissena polymorpha is the source of this 10009-nucleotide messenger RNA. RefSeq lists its product as uncharacterized. NCBI's taxonomy places the organism in Eukaryota, Metazoa, Mollusca, Bivalvia, Myida, Dreissenidae. The record is from RefSeq and is a predicted model, not a curated record. The transcript is spliced from 5 exons. Bases 28 to 4071 code for a protein of 1347 amino acids. Gene Ontology annotation, molecular function: GTP binding; zinc ion binding; protein binding.